Messenger RNA from Sinocyclocheilus grahami, 917 nucleotides. RefSeq names its product fasciculation and elongation protein zeta 2a (gene fez2a). The transcript has 8 exons. The record is from RefSeq and is a predicted model, not a curated record. The coding region runs from base 32 to 844 and encodes 270 amino acids. Gene Ontology annotation, cellular component: cytoplasm; axon. Lineage: Eukaryota; Metazoa; Chordata; Actinopteri; Cypriniformes; Cyprinidae.
GGAGGCUCUCACAGAUAACUAUGGCAGUGUGAUGCCGGUGGACUGGAGUCAGUCUAAAGCUCGCUCACUUCACCUCUCAGCGCUGAGCAUUGAGGACAGACCGCGGAUGGAGAGUGUGAACCUGGACCUGUCUGAUGAUGAGGACCUGAGGGAGCAGAUGGACAUGCACUCCAUCAUCGUGUCCUGCAUCAAUGAGGAGCCGCUGCUCACUGCUGAACAGGUGAUUGAGGAGCUAGAGGAGCUCAUGCAGGACUCCCCAGAGAUAGAAUCGGCGCAGAUCGCUCCACACUCAGACCUCUCGCUCAUCUCUCAGAAGACGCAGAGGUCUCACAGCAGCCAGAUCUCCGAGGAGCGAGUGAGGCUGAUGUCUGCGCUGGAGCUGAACGACGAGCUGGAGGACGUGGAGACGGCCAUACGCAGGUAUUCAGAGGAGCUGAUCCAGCAGCUGGCCAUCAGAGAUGAGCUGGAGUUUGAGAAGGAGGUGAAGAACAGCUUCAUCGCGGUUCUCAUAGAUGUACAGAACCGGCAGAAGGUCCACCGAGAGAUGUUGAAAAAGAAGAGGAAAGUGAAGAGCGCGUCUGCAUCAGAGAGGCUGCCGUCUUCUCGCUUCAGCAUGGAGGGAAUCUCUUCUGCCAUUCAAAACGGCUUUCGCCACACUUUUGGCAAUGUGCGCGGGGAGAAACAGUAUGUAACAACAGUCAUCCCUUACGAGAGAAAAGACGGACCACCGUCACUCCAAGACCUUCAGAUUUUUACCAAAAUUUUAGAAGCCAUGAGAGAUGACAGCGAUAAAGUCCCAAGCCUCCUCACAGACUACAUCCUCAAAGUGCUCUGUCCUACCUAGAGAGAGACUCGUCUCUGCAGCGUUCCUGGAGGGAGUUACUCACUGUGUUCCUCAGAUUUCUCACUGCAUGAUG